AUGCUCGCCUUUUCCUUGGAUUUGAUGGAAUCUCUAGACACAUCCACCUCUGACUACCGAUUUGUCCGAACCCAUGACACCACCGUGGGACCACUCCUCAAGUUCAUUGGCACCCGUCCAUCCUACGAUCAAUCCAAAUUCCAACAUGUCCCGAUUUCCAAGGAAUCCUUGAUUCUGAUCCAUGGAUUAGUUGUUCAUAAGAGUGAAGCCAACACUUCGGAUAAGUCACGUCAUGCCUAUACGGUACAUGGAGAGGAAGAAUACAAAGUGGAGUGA
Messenger RNA from Caenorhabditis remanei, 276 nucleotides. RefSeq lists its product as uncharacterized. The coding region runs from base 1 to 276 and encodes 91 amino acids. The transcript has 2 exons. The record is from RefSeq and is a predicted model, not a curated record. Lineage: Eukaryota; Metazoa; Nematoda; Chromadorea; Rhabditida; Rhabditidae.